Molecule: messenger RNA, 1204 nt
Organism: Moneuplotes crassus
Lineage: Eukaryota; Ciliophora; Spirotrichea; Euplotida; Euplotidae
Source: the annotation of a GenBank genome assembly
AUGUCGCAUCUCACUAAAGACAAAAUCAACCUUGAAAGUGACGGAGAGUACAAAAGAAUUGAGAUAGAUGAGGAAGAACCCUCCAAAAAUCCAGUAGAGAAGGAGCAGACUAGGGAACAACAAGAUCGCACAACACAAGAGCCUCAGAAGCAGGAGCUCAAGAGCCUCAUUCUAGCAUUCUUUGCUGGAGUCUGAUUCGCACUCUGUAAUUAUGUGCUAGGAGUAAACGCUGGAUUAGGAGUGCUGACCAGAGAAAUGGCAGAAAACGGUUCUUUGAUAUACGCCAUCAUAUUCUGUCUCUGCUCUGCCAUCAAAGCUCUUUACGACAACAAGCCAUACUGGAACUGGCAACUCAGUAACUUCAGAGACCCUGACACCGACGGGUUCCACUGGUGCAAGCUCUGGGGCGCCCUCGGCUACACCCUCAACAAUGUGCUUGCAGGCUUCUUGGUUGUGUUUACCUUCCAGUUCGCAAUAUACGCAAAUAUGAACCAGGGAAUCCUGACAAGUCUGUUUUCGUUUUCGUCGAUAUUCUCAGCAUUCAUGGCCUACUUCAUAUUCGGUGACAGACUCAGAGUUUGGCAUGUAAUUGGCAUCAUAUUCAUGGUUCUGUGUGUGGUUGGACUCGGGCUUGGCUCUUCAAGUCAGGCAGAAACAGUCGACUUUGCAGAAGAUAGCCAGAGUCCACUGUUCUACUCGAUGAUUGCCAUUCUAUUUGGCAUACUCAGUCCGAUAUCGUUCUCAGUCGGAGGACUCACAGUCAGGUACCUUGCUACGAACUACUCGUACAACCCCGUGGACUUGACUAUCACAUGCUACAUUUGGUCGAACAUCAUCUUGAUUAUCUGAAUGGUGUUGACACUUGAGUUUGGGUCCCACCCGUUUGUACUAUCGGAGUAUGCACAGAUCGUGGCUUCAGGAGUGUUGGCAGCCAUUGGUGUAGUACUUCUGAACAUGGCUGUGACAUGCGGACUGGCAGGUCCUGUUUUCGCCCUAGCAAACGUCCAGGUGAUCAUUCAGACAAUUCUAAAUGUAGCAAUCGACGGUAAAGUUCCGAACACUAUUGAAAUAAUAGCAGCCAUUUUCGGAAUCAUAGGUUGCUGCACUAUUGCUCUAGGCCCAGAUAUUAAAGAGUUUUUCAAGAGACUUUUUUCAGGUGGGAAAGAAGAUUAACCAAUAUAUUCGGCUCAUAUCUUUCAAUAUC